Molecule: messenger RNA, 831 nt
Organism: Ilyonectria robusta
Lineage: Eukaryota; Fungi; Ascomycota; Sordariomycetes; Hypocreales; Nectriaceae
Exons: 1
Coding region: 114-596 (160 amino acids)
Source: RefSeq, a predicted model, not a curated record
GCCAGAUUCCAAGCCAUUUCAGGGGAAUAGGUAUUGAAGACGGCAUUUGCCUUGGGAUUGAUAUUAGCCGCGAAAUUGCCAAACAAUAAUCCUCAUCUCUUUUCCCCGUUGCCAUGGUCAGCACGUGCUGCGCCCAACGAAUGCACCACGAAUGCACCACGACACACACUGCAGCGUCGAAACCAAGCCAUGUCAUCCAGUCGUCUCGUUUCGCCAGGCCCAAAGCCGUUUCUGCAGCCAGCCAGAAAGAAAGAAAAACGCCCACCCGCGGACCCGAGGCCGCGUUGCCCGGUUCUGCUAGGCCCGCAUGCUUGCUGCUACCACUGCUUCUAGGGUGUUCCCGCCGUGAUGUUCCUGCAGCCCCUCUCACCGACACUUUCGCCGCGAGCCAAGUCGUCCAAGGCUGGAGCCAGGCCGUGGAGCCCAAGGUCGUGGGCUCGUGGAGCUCGGCGACGGCCCCGCGGCGGCCAAGGCGGCUCUGGAGUCAUGGAUCGAUGGAUCGAUGGAUCGAUGGAGCUGGAAACGGCCGAGAGUCGGCUGGGCGCUGCAUCAACCACUGUGGCGACAUGGCAUGGCCAGCGCCGGGAGCCUGGUGAACCAUCCAACACCGGCACUCUUAUCAUCUCGGUCUCGUCACAUCACACUUCCUCUUGCCUCUUCUGACGCUGAGCAGCCGGAUCCGCAGGGGUGUUGACGCUGCUGCUGUCACCGGUGCUGCAAGCCGCUGCACCUAGAAGCACCUAGAGCACCUAGUAGAGCAUGGGAGGUUACUUGGGAAAUCGCCUGUCUGGUGUUACACAAGACAUCAACCCUGGAUUGCGUUGGGAUCAU